This is a messenger RNA of Spinacia oleracea (spinach), 976 nucleotides long. Its product is annotated as protein C2-DOMAIN ABA-RELATED 4. Bases 244 to 756 code for a protein of 170 amino acids. Lineage: Eukaryota; Viridiplantae; Streptophyta; Magnoliopsida; Caryophyllales; Amaranthaceae. The record is from RefSeq and is a predicted model, not a curated record. The transcript is spliced from 3 exons.
UCAAUUAAAGUUAGAUUGAAUAACAAAAGUCACAAAAUCACCAACAAUAAUACUCCAAUAUUCACUACAACUCUCUCUCUCUCCUCUGUUCUCCAAUACACUUGAAUACCCUACCAACUCUUCUUUACGGCCAACAUAAAACAACCAUUCUUCUCUUACUUUUCUCUCUCUCAAAUCUCAAUCUAUCCCUUUUUCUCUCUCUAAAAUCUCAAUCUAUUACCGCAGAAGAACUGAAAAUCUAAAAUGGCUGACAACAAGGUGAAUCCGAUUGACAACGCAAUGGGUCUGCUUCGUCUUCGUGUCGUUCGUGGUAUUAAUCUUGCUAUUCGUGAUGUUAAGAGUAGUGAUCCUUAUGUCGUUGUUCGUCUUGGCAAACAGAAACUCAAGACUCGUAUCAUUAAGAAAUCUCUUAAUCCGGAGUGGAAUGAAGAUCUAACUCUCUGUGUUACGGAUCCCAAUGAAUCAAUUAAAUUUUUUGUUUACGACCAUGACGUAUUCUCCUUGGAUGACAAAAUGGGAGACGCAGAGUUUGAUAUCAAGCCAUUUUUGGAAGCAGUGAAGAUGAAUCUUCAAGGUGUUCCAGAUGGAAUAGUCGUCACAAAAGUUAAACCAGACAGGGAAAACUGCAUUGCAGAAGAAAGCUCGAUUGUUUGGAAAGAUGGUAAAGUUACUCAAAACAUGUUUCUCAGACUUAGAAAUGUUGAGUGUGGUGAGAUCGAGCUCCAAGUUCAGUGGAUUGAUCUUCCCCGUUCUUGAUUAAUUUCCUAGCUAGUCUAGUCUGUUAUUUGUACAUAUAGCAAACUCAUCAACAUAUUAUUGGGGUUUUUUGGAUCUCAUGUAUGAGAGAGUUUCGAAUCUAGGAUGCAUAAAAACAUGCAAUAGUUUCAUUAGUACUAUUUUGAUUUUAAUGUAGCUGAUUAAAUUUUGUAUGUGAGACUUUUAAUGUUACUAUUUGAAGAUUGUUAAUUAUCUAGAA